UCUAAUACAAUACGACAGCAAGAAGAAGAGAUCCUGCGAAAAUUCGCUUUUCUUUCGAGUUUUCAUUGAUUAAACAAAUCGCAGAGUAACAACAGCAUCGUGGAAAAUGUCGCUUUUCCGCAAACCGAAGAAAAUCCAGCGACGCGUGUUCUCCAGCAACGCUGACGAAGAGGAGGACGGCGGAUCCUUGGAUCCGGACGCCGAAAUGGAGGCGCCUCCGCCUCCCAUAAUUUCCGGCAAGAGGGAGAAAGAGAAGAGCCGGAAGGCCAUAAAGCCGCAGGAGGACAACAGCAAGCCAAAGGCGCUGCUCAGCUUCGCAGAUGAUGAGGACGACGUCGAGGUCUUCCAGGUGCGAAAGUCGUCGCAUAGCAAGAAAGUGAUGCGCAUGCUGGACAAGGAACGCCGCAAGAAGAAGCGCGAGGAACGGGCGGAAAACAGCGGACUUCCCGGGGGCGAAAAUGGUAGUACACAGCAUUUAGAGUCGUACGGUGGCCCAUCAUCGGGUCCCCCCAAUUCCAACUCAAAUCCUGCCAAUGCUGGCAGAUAUAAAAGUGCCAGCGAUCAGAGUAAAAGUAAAAAAAGUGAUAAUCAUAUGAUCCAAACCGAAAUACGCACAGACGACUUUGUGCUAGUGGUAAAGAAAUCUGAGACUCCCGAGGCAAUUCUGAACGGUAGAGCUGCCCUUUGCGCUGGACGGGAGGAUAUGAGCGACGAAGAAGACCAGCAAUCCGAGGAUGGUGGCCAUGACAAAACGCGUCACCGUUUCUCCAAGCCAGAACAUCUGAAGCAGAUGCUCGAAAGUGGUUCCAUUCCGGAUGCAGCAAUGAUACAUGCUGCCCGAAAACGUCGGCAAAGGGCUAGAGAACAGGGUGCAGGCGACUACAUACCUAUUGAGGAGCCCAAAGAGCCGGCCAAGCUAAGCAACCGUCUGCCCUGCGAAGAUGUUGAGGGUGAUCAGUCGGAUGACGAAGAACGCAUGGACAUGAACGAUAUUACUGGACGCAAAGAGCGUGAAGAGCGGCGCGAGCAGUUUUAUGCUGUCGAAAAUGAUUCCACCGACGGAGAUUCAGAUCGCGAGAUGAACGAGUGGGAGAACCAGCAGAUCCGCAAGGGUGUAACGGCAGCCCAGUUGGUCCAUUCUCAGCAUGAAACCGUGCUAUCCCGUUUUAUGAUCAAGCCUGCCACACCGGGCAUCGGCACCGGCAUGGACGACGGAGAUUCAACUGCGGCACAGUCCACGUCCACUCUGCUGGAGCAGGCGUAUGCUAAGAAUGCCCUUGAGCGCACCAACUUAGCCGCAGCAGUUCGAUCAUCCGUCAAAACCAAGAAGGAAAAGGCCAAGGCUGCUGCAUUGCGAACUCCUCAGGAAAUCCUCGCUGCCAUCCAAUCGCGUCUUAGCGAGCUUAAAGAGCGGUCGGCUGAUCACAGUGCUACUAUGGCCAGGAUUAGUACGGAACUAAAGGCAUUAAAGCUCCAGCAGUUGGAGUGUCAGCAGAAUGCACCGACAGCGGCAGCAAAGUACAAGUUUUACCAAGAAAUAAAGUGCUAUGUGAAUGACCUUGUCGACUGCCUCUCGGAAAAAGCGCCAGUCAUAUACGAUCUUGAGAAGCGUGCACUGCAACAGUAUGGCAAAAAUCAACGUUAUUUGGUAAACAGACGGAGGCAGGAUGUACGUGACCAGGCCAAAGAAAUCGCCGAAUCAGCAAAACCUGUAACAGCUGCCUCCCGCCGAGCACCUGAAUAUGAAGAACAAGUUCGCCGUGCAGCGGAACGGGAGGGUCGAAGGACACGUCGCCGGUGCGAGCGCGAGCGCAAUGAUCUGCUCUCGUCCCACCUGGAUGGCAUGUCCAGCGACGAUGAGAUUGCCGAUCAACAGCAGGAACUGAGUGUGACUACAAUGACGCAGAUAGAAUCACAGUCGGUGGAGGCCUUUGAGGACGUAACCGACGACUUCAGCAAGAUCGAGCUAAUACUAAUGAAGUUUUUUGCCUGGCGUAAGACUGACAUGUCGUCAUACCAGGACGCAUUUGUUAGCCUGUGCCUUCCGAAACUCUUGGCGCCGCUGGUGCGACACGAACUUGUUCUUUGGUCGCCUCUGCUGGACGAGUACGAGGAUAUAGAAAAUAUGCGAUGGUAUCAGGCCUGCAUGCUUUAUGCCUCCCAGGCAGAUGAAACCGUGGAGCAGCUGAAGAUCGAUCCGGAUAUCAAUCUGGUGCCGGCGCUCAUCGAAAAGAUUGUGCUGCCCAAGGUGACUGCUCUGGUCACGGAAUGCUGGGAUCCAUUGUCUACCACACAGACCCUGAGAUUGGUUGGGUUCAUCAAUCGAUUAGGUCGCGAGUUUCCCUUAAGCGGCACAAAUAAGCAGCUUCACAAACUGUUUGAAUCCAUCAUGGAUCGCAUGCGGUUGGCCCUAGAAAACGAUGUAUUUAUACCCAUUUUUCCAAAGCAAGUGCAAGAGGCGAAGACCUCGUUCUUUCAGAGACAGUUUUGCAGUGGUCUAAAGCUGUUUCGCAAUUUCCUAAGCUGGCAGGGCAUCCUGGCUGAUAAGCUACUGCGCGAGCUGGCGAUUGGAGCGCUUCUGAAUCGUUACCUGUUGCUAGCUAUGCGAGUCUGCACGCCAAACGAUGCCAUAAACAAAGCUUACAUCAUUGUGAAUACCCUGCCUACAGUCUGGUUGUUACCCAACAGCGAGACCCUCAAGAACAUGGAACUUUUUAUAGGAUAUAUUAAACAAACAUUAGAGAACUGUGAUGCAAGCAAUCCAAUCUUUAUGCAAUCCAGCGAUAAAGCCAAGCAAAUACUACAAAGACUACAUAGUUUAUAAAGUGCAGGGACAAACAUCGCUCACAUCAAUCCUAACAAUCAAAUUCUCGUUGUAAAGAAAUGCACAACUUAUAUCGGUCUUGUUAGAAAAUCUUGUAUAUAAGUAGCUCCGUAAGAGAUCUAUUUAAUUGAAGCUUGAGCUUACCAAACUAAAUGGAGAACAGCCCUUCCAAACUAAUCAAUUUUAAAUCGUUUUUCCAACAACCCAAACACUCGACAGUGAUAAAGCUAGGAACGCUGUUUAAAGCUCAUCGUUUUGUAACUUCAUGCAUAGCAGUAAUAAAAACAAAAAACAUAAACUAUGAAAA
Molecule: messenger RNA, 3131 nt
Organism: Drosophila sechellia
Lineage: Eukaryota; Metazoa; Arthropoda; Insecta; Diptera; Drosophilidae
Product: PAX3- and PAX7-binding protein 1
Exons: 9
Coding region: 107-2824 (905 amino acids)
Biological process (GO): spliceosomal complex disassembly; mRNA splicing, via spliceosome
Cellular component (GO): U2-type post-mRNA release spliceosomal complex; nucleus
Molecular function (GO): DNA binding
Source: RefSeq, a predicted model, not a curated record